GCGACCUCUUAUGACAGUGUAAACCAGUUCAUUGCUAUACACUGACAAGGAUAGGCUGCGGUAAUGGAUAUGUAUUUUCCGCUUUUUUUUCUUUUUUCAUGAAGAAACUGAGUCAUUCUUGCGGCAUAACAAUUGAUAAUCUGGCCUUAACCUUGGAUUUCACAGAUAAAAAUCGCAAACACGAACUCGAGGAGAAACGAGGAAGUGAAAAGGUCAACUGAAGCUAACAGGGAGAAAUAAGAAAGAAAGAAAAAAUACAAAAGAAACACCAUAACAAUAUUGAAAAAAACAAAAAAGAUGGCCAAGCACAUAAUCAUAGUCCACGGCUACCUGCUGAGCGGUUCAGGGUCUAACAUCUACUCCUGUAACCUGACAAUGCAAUGGAAGAAACAGGGUCAUGCCGUCACCGUGUUCUGCCAGGACCCGCAGGCUGGAACCUACGACUGGGUGGACGAGUUCUUUACCUCCAAGGACGAAUGGCCCCAGCAUCCGCCUUCCCCGGGACAGGUGCGUGUCGUGGUCCCAGACAUCGCCGGCUUACUGCCCGUAUACAACUACAACGAAUACGACGGCUACACGGUGAAGACCAUCCCCAACUGUAGCGACGAGGAGAUAGAGAGGCACAUCGAGAUGACAUCCAGAGAAAUACGGAGAGCUGUGACCGCGUGGGGAUGUAACCAGGUUCUUUCCAACCACGCCCUGCUGUCUCCCGUAAACACGACGAGGGCGCUGGAAGGGACCAACGUCCCCUUUAAUAUCAAGAUCCACGGUAGCGCUCUGUCAUUUGUCAUCAAACCCUUCCCGAGAUACAAGAAAUAUGCGCUGGAAGCAAUGGCGAAGUGUAACAAGAUAAUUGCCGGAACAAGACACGUUGUCAAGCAAGUUUUAGAUAUUUUCAAAGAAGAACUUGACCAUGACCCUAAGGGUGACCUUGACCUAAAAAGGAAACUGGUCAUCGUCCCCCCUGGAAUGGAUCCAACAGUGUUUUCACCGCUGCGGGAUAGCAUAAAAAAUCAGGAAUCAUUUCGCCGCGAAGUUGAAAACCACAUUGCCGAAAAAGGCGAUGGACGGCGAGCAGAGAAGAUCAAUUUUCCAGCCCUGUCAAGCUCAAGCAGUGAGGCGCACUCGAAGCUGGUGGAGCUGGGGACAACCUACGAUCAACGAGUCGUGGAUGCAGAUCUGUUGAGUCGGCUUCCAACUUUUUCUCCUGACGAACCUGUCAUCAUGUAUAUUGGACAUUUCCUCCAUACCAAGGGAGUGGCUGAGAUUCUCUUGUCUUUUCCUGCCAUUGUCAAAAGAUUGCCAAAAGCACGGUUGCUUUUGGUUGGAUACGGAACUUUUAGGGAACACUUGAUGUUGAUGAUAAAUGCAAUGACUACAGGGGACAUAAAUCUCUUCAAGGCAGCAGCUCACAGCCCAGAUGAGCGCGGUAAACCCUUUCUUGACUCCAGUAUAGAAAUCGACAAGUACUUCAGACAACUUGAGCCCUCUGAAGUAUCCCGCAUCACUGUCACUGGAUAUUUAAACCACACGGAACUCGGUUUCAUUCUACCUCUUGCCUCGGUUCUGGUUGUGGCGUCCAAAUGGAGUGAAGCAUUCGGAAUGGUUGCAGUCGAGGCUAUGUCUGCCGGCGUAUUGCCACUCUGUGUGUACCACUCUGGAUUGGUAGACGUCUUAGACAGAGUUAAAGAAACAGAUCCAGAAUUAGAAUCUCUAAUGCACAUGGAAAUUAAAAAUGGUGGAGAUUUUGAGUUAGGAUCAGGAGCGUCCUUUAUGGAGGUCUUCACUCCUAAGGUACUAGAAAUCUUGCAACACUUAUUUCCCGCCACUGGUGGGAAGGAGAUACGCGCGUUAACAUCCGAGAGAUUACGAGAAGUGGCAGUGAGCACGUGGUCCUGGGACGGAAUAUGUAAAAAGCUUCUUGAACUAUGAAGUUGUGCAUGUCGAGUUUUGAAUUGAAAUAAUUACAUGAAAAAAGGCUGUACAUCCGGAUGUGCGUUGUGAAAAUAAAUAAAAUGUUUUUUUUUUUGUCCGCUUAAGUAAUACUCUUUGAAGAUGAAUCAUCUAAGUGCACAAUUUUGAUACAGUAUUCAAUGGGGUAUAACAGCGUUGAGGGUCUGCCGCUAGAUGGCGUGGGGGUGAAAUAUUGAAUUUUUAAUAGUAUUUGAAUUUUUACUUAUCUUGGCAGGCACCAUGUUUACACCCAAAAGGCGUGGUUAAGAGAAUAGAAUGCUUCCCCAAAAGCUGCUUGCUAAAUUAGAGACUAUUUUAUCAGCUGAUUAAAUGGAGAGAAAUUCCAUACUUCGAAUCUCCAAUUGCAGAGGCUAGCUUACCCGAUCUAGCUAUGUACUAACUGAUUAUGCAAAUGUUCCCUUUUUUUCGUUUCUUAACUAUCAAAUAAAUAAAUAAAUAAAUAAGAACUUAACGUCUUUUAACAG
This is a messenger RNA of Lingula anatina, 2438 nucleotides long. RefSeq lists its product as uncharacterized. Lineage: Eukaryota; Metazoa; Brachiopoda; Lingulata; Lingulida; Lingulidae. Gene Ontology annotation, molecular function: glycosyltransferase activity. The record is from RefSeq and is a predicted model, not a curated record.